This is a messenger RNA of Conger conger (European conger), 2369 nucleotides long. RefSeq names its product pleckstrin homology domain containing, family O member 1a (gene plekho1a). The record is from RefSeq and is a predicted model, not a curated record. Bases 418 to 1302 code for a protein of 294 amino acids. Gene Ontology annotation, biological process: regulation of myoblast fusion. The transcript has 5 exons. Lineage: Eukaryota; Metazoa; Chordata; Actinopteri; Anguilliformes; Congridae. Gene Ontology annotation, cellular component: ruffle membrane; muscle cell projection membrane.
CCAAGUUCUGCUAGGGAGACGGGGAAGAGGGAGAGAGAGAUAAAGAGGGGGAGAGGGAGGGGACCCAAUUGCGGUGGGGGUGCAAUAGCCUCACAGUGACCAGAAAGUGCCAAUUCAGCUCGGAGUACCAGUGCGCGAGCGAGCGGAGACGCAGAGCCGUUGGCGAAAGAGGAAGAGGCGCGAGGGAGGAAAGACUGCGGGCGAAACGGGAGGGAGUUCGAUGAAAGGAAACAGCCUGACGAUGGGACACAAUGUGGUUACAGCUGUUUGCCAAACAAAAAUACAUGAAUCCCGUCGCUCGUCGACUGACCUGUGAUCACAGCCAAGGAAAAAAAUAAUAAACCUCUAAAGAAAUUCGAUUGAACCUGGGAGACACCGGGGGGAUACGAAUCGCCACUAGUACAAACAGCCCGCACAAUGAAGAAAAGCAACUUGGCCAAACGGGGACCGCAGGAUGCCCAGCAGCCGCCGUCGCAGCCAGAUAAAACCGGCUGGAUUCGCAAAUUUUGCGGUAAAGGGAUUUUUCGGGAGAUAUGGAAAAACCGCUUCGUGGUGCUGAAGGGGGACCAGCUGUACAUCUCCGAGAAAGAGGUGAAGGAUGAGAAGCGGGUUCAGGAGGUGGUGGACCUGUCGGACUACGAGCGUUCGGAGGAGCUGCGUCGGUCCAAGAGCCGCAGUAAGAGGAACCACAGCAAGUUCACCCUGCUGCGCUCUCGCCAACCUGGCAACCCGCAGGUUCCCAACCUGGUGUUCCUGGCGGUGAGUCCGGAGGAGAAGGAGUCCUGGAUCAGCGUCCUGAACGUGGCCAUAACUCGCGCCAAGAACCACGCCCUGGACCAGGUACGACCCAGCUCAUCCCUCACUCCAUCCAUCUCCCGUGCCCUGGACCAGGUACAACCCUCCUCAUCCCUCACUCCAUCCAUCUCCCGCGCCCUGGACCAAGUACGACCCUCCUCAUCCCUCACUCCCUCCAUCCCCCGCACCCUGGACCAAGUACAACCCAGCUCAUCCCUCACUCCAUCCAUCUCCCGCGCCCUGGACCAAGUACAACCCAGCUCAUCCCUCACUCCCUCCAUCUCCCGCGCCCUGGACCAAGUACAACCCUCCUCAUCCCUCACUCCAUCCAUCUCCCGCGCCCUGGACCAAUCUUUCUCCCCCUCUCUCUCUGUCUCCCCACCUCUCCAGGUGACCGUGGAAAGGGAGAGUCCCCUCUCCCACCCCACACGGGACCGGCCCAAGAUCCCCCACGCCCGCCGCCUGCCCACCCGCGGGCAUCUCCUGGCCGUGGUACGAGUCACAUGACACCUCCACGAACAAAGAUCCUCUGUAGAACACAAGACAUUCAAGCGCUGCAUUCUUUCCUUUGAUAACUGAAACCCCCGCCGCCCACCUGCUCUGUCUCCGGAACUUCUCAGGCAGACUUCAUUGUGACCUCAUCCCCACCCCAGCAAUCUGAUUGGUUCCAGCCAAGUGUUCUGUCGGCGUUAUGCUGUAGGGUCAACGGGUUGAGCUGGUCUGAAUCACCAGCUCAGAGUUGAACCCCGCCCACACAAGAUCACGAUUUUCUCGAGGAAGGAACUGAUGUAAUGUUGCCUUAAAAACCCAUCUCCCUGGGUGGACUUAUCUAAGGCCAUUACAUCACCCUGAAUGGUUAGGCUCAUGGUCCUGUCAGGUUAUGAUUCCGACACCUGAUACUAGCUGUGACCAGACAUUAGUCAGCCUGUCUAGUGAUUGGUUGUCUAGUGUCUGACCUGUCUCUUUCUGGCGCUCUGAUUGGCUAAUGUUUGGGUGGGCAGUCUCUCUGAGUACAUGGUCCCUCUUCAUUCAAUGAGGUGUCAGUGACAUCACAGACAGCUCUGGAUGGACAGCUGAGGUGUGUGUGAAUGUGGAUGUGUUAUCUGUGACAGAAGUGUGUUGGAGAGCUUUCUGAAAUAGACUCUUUAUCAGCUGGCUGCAAGCUAUACCCUGAGGUGGAGGAAUGAAGAGAGAGAGAGAGAGAGAGAGAAUGUUAGGAUAGGAUAUUAAUAUUAAAUUAUAUGGUCUUGUUUUUAAAUAUAAUAAUUUAAGGUAUGGAGGAUUGGUUGGUUGGCUGAUUAAAUGUAUAGUUAAUUGGUUAGUUGGCUGAUUAAAGGUAUGAUUGAUUGGUUGGCUGGUUGAAGGUAGCUGAUUAAAGGUAUGAUAUAUUAAAUUAUAUGGUCUUGUUUAUUAAUUUAAUAGUUGAAGGUAUAGCUGAUUGGUUGGUUGGCUGAAUGAUGGGAUGGUUGAUUGGUUGAUUGUUGUCUGGUUGGAUGAGUUGUUGACUGAUUGAAAGUAUGGUAGAUUGGUUAGCUGGUUGAUUGAAGGUAUGGUUGAUUGGCUGAUUGAAGGUA